Linum tenue is the source of this 3552-nucleotide messenger RNA. Lineage: Eukaryota; Viridiplantae; Streptophyta; Magnoliopsida; Malpighiales; Linaceae. The record is from the annotation of a GenBank genome assembly.
AGCUCCUCUUUCUGCUGGGAACGCUACCCGGCUUUGCCUCUACUGCUCCAGCGAAGCGUCCAUGCUUCCCCUUACCGGUCGUACGAGCUCUGUAGCUGGUCCAGGCCCCUAUCAUCGGUCAUCCUUUCACCGAUUUCCUCACCUUUCCGGAAGUCCAUGCCGCUUUUUUUGGCUCGGAGACACACCGAAACCUUUUCCAGACACGCCAACGACUAUGAUUUGUACUGCACUUGCUCUCUAUCUCUGCUGCACUCACCUACCUUACCACGAAAUCCGCUAGCACGGGUCACCUUUCUGUCCACUCCGCUUCUGCUCGACACGCCACAGCCCAUCAAUUGUGCGUCCCUCUUCUUACUCCCUUGGAUUCAUGGAAGAGUGACCUCAUCCAAUUCAAUCCUGUCGAUUUCUUCCCCGGCUUUGAUUUCGUCAGACUUCCCCUUUUCUUCUCAUCCCUUUUCUGCCAUAGAGUCUGAUUUUCAUCACAAACCUUCCAAAUCUGGAUUUCGAGAGAGGAGCGGCAGUCGAUUGGGAGGAGGGAAAUCAGAGCAUUGCCAACUGUUGCUUCCUUCUCCAUUGAUCAUUCCCAAAUCUUCAUGUCCGCUUACAGAGGCCAACACCACUGGUUGUAGAGGUAAAGCUUCAUGUGAUACAGAGGGUUAUUUCUGGUUUCCUGAUAUUGGGUUGAUGGGCAAUGUUUAUCUUUGUCCUGCUUCUGGGUUCAGGCUUAUUGGUUUUAAGAAAGUCAACCCCUGACUUCAGAGGUGAAUUUAGUCUAUUGUCCAUGGAACCAAAUAGCCGGUGGAAGAUACAUGUCUAUCCCUGUCUUUCAGCUCUACAAACCUGCCUGAUGGAAGGUUUCCAUACUAAUGGAGUUUAGGUGAUAUUCAUCCUCAUACUUAGAAGGGAUCUUUAAUCUCACCCUCUGAAUAACAAGAUAAUCCAGUCCGAAUGAAAUGGUCGAUUAUCAUUGCCAGCAGGGAUGGCAACUUGGUAAGGGUAAGAGCUGAAUGAACUGAAACUAACAGGUUCGCCCACUCAGAGCGGUGAUUGUCCGGACUGGUGGCUCCCUUGGUGGUUUGGGCUGGUUGGCACACUUAACACGGUCCUCGAUUAUGCAAUUGGAAGCAUUUCGCAGAUUUCUAUUGGGAUUGCGUUAUACAGUCCCUUAGGAGUUAUUUUCACAAAAAGAUAGAUACCAUAUGCCACCACCAUAAGUUAAAUUCACUCACUAGCAAGAAACUUUAUGUUCUGAAAUAUUGUACUCAGGGUAGGAGACGUCUUGGAGAAUGCUGCAGAACAAGACAGAUCAGGACUGAGCGACUUACAAUGAGAGAGGUAGAACAAAUGCUGGAAGGAGGAAGUGGUGAAGCAGAAGACUUGGUAAAGAAGGAGAAAGAUCUGCAAGCGGUCAACACCAUUUUUUUGGCUCCUUGCUUCAGCUUAAAAUUUCUGGUAGUUCCUUCUCCCAUCACUGCUUCUGUUGUUGUUUCUGUUUUUCUAGAAUGGAUUAAAUGAAGAUGAUAGAGAUGAGUAGGGUUUGGGGUUGUGAAGUAGAAUUAGGGAUUGAGAAAGAAUUAGGGAUUAGAAGAAGAAUUGGGGAAGAACAAAGAAAAGAGGGAUUUAGGGAUUUUGAUAUUGUUAUUGCUUAACCGUAAAUGAAUGUGCAGAAACCUAUUUAUGAGUUUCAGAACUAACACAGAAGUAAUAAGACAAACAAAACCAACCCGGCCCAGUCGGCCAACCCAACCCGACCCCCCUACCCGUGCGGGUCUCUAUCAGAAGAGUAGAAGAAGAAGAAGGAAAGAAGCAUAGUUUUGGAGUUCUGAAUCUGUGGUCUCACGCGAAAUCAGUCGCGACUUUAAUGGACUAUGUUCUGUAUUGUUUUUGUUCAGGUAUAAUUUUUUUGCUGUUUUCACGAGUUUCAUCUGAUCCAUUUAUGCGGGUUACUAUGAGGCUUUCUCCUAUCCUGCUAUGGUCCACGGUGUACACUCUUUGGGUUAAAUGUGAUGACCCAUCAAGGGUAGACAAGUUCUUUAAUCAACUGAAACAUUAUGGGUCUUAGAUUGGGUUUGCACAUUCUUUUCGUUGUUACAUAUUUCUAUUGUGUGAUUUGCUCCGUCCCAUUUCUGAAUAUACAAAAAGUUCCAAGUAACUUCCUUCGUGUAUUGGUCACGUUGGUUUGGUGUGUGAUGGGGGUUUUGUUGGUGUCAUCACAAGAGCUCAGUAUUUUUGCUUAUGUAAUUUUAAUACGAUCCUAGGGACUCAAACGACUUUUCCUGAUUUGAGCAAGAGCGUAAGAUUUUAAUCAAGGAAACUGGUCACCUUUUUGAAACUACAGAAAUGUGUGCUUCUGAAGAUGAACAUUAAGGUCCAAAGCAUAGUCGUUACAUGUAUCGAGAUUCGGAGAUCAUUUGGCUCAUUGAAACUGCUGCAAGCAGAAUAGUAUGGGUCUUCUUUGUACCUCUUGAACCGCCUCCAAGAUAAGUAGGACUUCUUGAACAGGUUAUGGAUUGAACUCCUUUACUUGCACAUUUGCAUUGGCCAAAACAAAUCACAGGGGCAAAACAAAUUGUAAAUUGAAAUGCGGAACUUUUUAAUUUUAUAUACUAUUUUCUCUCGCUUAAAUAAAGUUUGGUUGUCUUAGAUCUUCGUGUGUAUUUCGUUGACAGGACCCUCUCUUUCCCUUUGUCUUAGAUCUUCAGUUGCCUAUGAAUCAUAAUCAGUGGAACUUUGUACACUUCCACACAACCUAACAUGUAAAAUGGGAAACCAUGAAUAUUAUGCAGGUAAACCACCUUCUGGAAACAACAGAUAACUCACAAAUCUGCUUUAAGAUUCCUUUACCUGAAGGGCAUAUAUGAAUAACCAUUGAGGGUUUUGGAUUUUGUAUUCUUUAGAUAGAUUUGUUGCCUGUUAGUAGUAGAUGACUUUGCUCAGAAUCCAUUUCUGCAAGCUAGGGGACCACCAUUCAUCUGUGAAUCUCACUAAUAAGCUUCUUCUUUCAGUGCUACGGCACUUUCUUCCAGCUCCUGCUGUAAUUUUACUUUUGAUGCUGCACUUUCUUUUUCCUGCUACCGUAAUUCUGUGUCGGCUUCUGCACUUUCUUUCCCUGCUGCUGUAUUUAUGUUGUUGUUCUAUUGAAAUUUUGUUGGUGUUGACUGCUAUCUGUUGCUGCAGUUAUGUUGGUUGCACUUCAUCCCCAACUCGGAGCUUCUCAUAGUUCUAUCUCAUUAGUAGCGGCCUCAAAUUUGUUUCUGCAGGACAACACAGAUGCACAAAGCACCUACCUGAAAACUGCAGACAUAAAUGCUGGAUGAGGGGGGAUAUAUUUGGUUUGAAGCCUCAAAUUUGCAGAGGUAGAAGCCUAGAAGGUCACUCUACAUGCCUUCUGUGAUGUCCAACCACUUAUUUGUAGGAUAUUUUUCUUCCUGUUUUAUAUGUUGUAAGGGUGCUGAAAAAUAUUUUGCCGUAGUUAGGUAACUGUUGUAUGCUUAUCUAUAUGCACCAUGCAAGAUUAUGAACUAUGUGUUCACGUCUUCUUUGAAAUGCAUU